AUGUCACAGUCGGAGUCAGAGGAUGGCCAUACCGACUCCGACUUGGUGAAGUUUAAGGACAGUGGGGGAGGUGAAAACUUACCGUUCGGAUUCUUGGGGAAGCGAGGCCGGAUGAAGGGGAGCCAAAAGAAGGCAUCGGAAAUUGAGGGCUGCUACCGCGCGGAGUGGAGGCCGGUGCCGAACGGAGGGAGAGGGAUUCUGUCAACUUCUCAAGGUAAGGGCCAUUGCUCCUUCUCUCUCUCUCUCUCUCUCUCUCUCUCUAGCAUAUACCUCACUCUUUACAAUUGGACCAUCCUCUUUGGAUGGCUUAAAGUCUUGUACCUUGCUGUCCAGACACUCAGGGAGUCUGGCCAUGAACACGUUUAUGAUGCCAUCCAACUCCUGCUUCAGCUCACUCAAACCUCCGCCCUCUUGGAGAUUAUUCAUGGUCUAGUAGGCCUGGUGACAUUUCCGAUAUCAGUAACGCUGUCACAGAUUGGUUGCAGGUUGUAUUUGACGUGGGGUAUCUUGUGGAGUUUCCCUCAGACUCAGAGUCACAUACUUGUGACCUCCCUGGUGAUCAGCUGGUCCAUCACCGAGUUUGAAGUAACAUCUUGGUUACUAAAGAUUAUUUGGUAUUCUUUCUUUGGGAUGAAGGAGGCACUUGGUUUUGCACCUUCAUGGCAUUUAUGGAUUAAUUUCUUGGUUGUAGACCCUUCUGGUGGAAGAUAUCCUAAUUCUACAUCUUCAGAACCUUUUGAAGAAAAAAUUGCUUUAGGUCUAAUGGCUGCUAAAACUUGCUUCUAA
Molecule: messenger RNA, 786 nt
Organism: Juglans regia (Persian walnut)
Lineage: Eukaryota; Viridiplantae; Streptophyta; Magnoliopsida; Fagales; Juglandaceae
Product: very-long-chain (3R)-3-hydroxyacyl-CoA dehydratase PASTICCINO 2-like
Exons: 10
Coding region: 1-786 (261 amino acids)
Biological process (GO): very long-chain fatty acid biosynthetic process; sphingolipid biosynthetic process; fatty acid elongation
Cellular component (GO): endoplasmic reticulum membrane
Molecular function (GO): 3-hydroxyacyl-CoA dehydratase activity
Source: RefSeq, a predicted model, not a curated record